Cervus elaphus (red deer) is the source of this 887-nucleotide messenger RNA. RefSeq names its product small integral membrane protein 18 (gene SMIM18). The record is from RefSeq and is a predicted model, not a curated record. NCBI's taxonomy places the organism in Eukaryota, Metazoa, Chordata, Mammalia, Artiodactyla, Cervidae. The transcript is spliced from 4 exons. Bases 387 to 683 code for a protein of 98 amino acids.
CAGCUGCAGCCUUUCGGACGGGAGGCACGUUUACAGCCUUUGAUGCAUAUAAAUUAACAUUUUAAUUUCAAAAACAGUAUCACAAUACAAGAAAAUCCUAUUGGUAAAUGACUCUCUACAUAUCUGCGUGCACGCUAAGUCGCUUCAGUCGUCUCUGACUCCAUGCGACCCCAUGGACUAUAGCCCACCAGGCUCCUCUGUCCAUGAGAUUUUCCGGGCAAGAAUACCGAAGUGGACUGCCAUGCCCUCCUCCAGGGGAUUUUCCCAACCCAGCCAUUAUUUCCUGAUUCACAUCACCUGUCUUGGAAGUUUAAAGGUGUGGAACUAAGGCAGAAUACACUGAACCAGGAAGGUUCAAAGGAGCGAUAUAAGUACAAUCUCUAAGAAUGGCCUCACUGAGCUCCAGCCUCUGGAAUGAAACCACUACAUCUGUUUAUCAGUACCUUGGUUUUCAAGUUCAAAAAAUUUACCCUUUCCAUGAUAACUGGAACACUGCCUGCUUUGUCAUUUUGCUUUUAUUUAUAUUUACAGUGGUUUCUUUAGUGGUGCUGGCGUUUCUUUAUGAAGUGCUUGAUUGCUGCUGCUGUGUGAAAAACAAAACUGUAAAAGACUUGAAAAAUGAACCAAACCCUAUUAGAAGUAUGAUGGACAACAUCAGAAAACGUGAAACUGAAGUGGUCUAGUACUCUACACAGAACGAACAAAAGCUCUGAAAACAGUCUUCAAUUACUGAGAGAGAAAAAAGAAAAACUUCUGAGACCAGCUGUUAAAAUACUGACUAUGAAUAAUUAAAAGAUUUCUACUAGAAGGGAAAAACAAGCUAAAUAUGCACUUUUUGUGUCUGUAUCUAUUUCAUUAAAUAUACAAUAAAACUUUGACAAAUGUGA